AGUUUGUGCUCGGGCUCUGAACACCGCCGGCCGGACCGCGGGCUGCGUCACGGGGACCGGGAGGCGUACGGCGACGCGGAGCAGCGCCUUUGCGGCGUGCGACCCGCCCCCGCCGUCCCUCCCUCCCUCCCCUCAGGGCUUCGGGCCCCCGGGGCCAGCCGCCGUCCUGCGAACGCGCGGCGCCCGGGCCGCUGCCCCCUUCCGGCCCCGCGGCGGCCCCGCCUCCUCCCCCGACUUCCUUCCCUGAGCACGGCGGCGGCGGGGACGAGCACCGGCCUGCGCGCGGAGCCGGCACCGGAUGGUGGGCGGGGGCCAGCCGUGCGGGUACGCGGCCCGCGCGCCCCUAGCCACCGCCGCGUGGCACCGUCCCGAGCGCGUGGCGCGGGGCGCUGGCUGCCGGGCGGGGGCCUGGGGCCGCGGACGCUGGGGGCGCCUCGGCCGCGCUCAGCCUUUAGAUCGGAGAAUGCGGGCGGGGUGGGGGCGCUCGGGGUCCCCGCAGUCACUCCAGGGUCGAUUUCUCGGCGGGCGCCGCGGCCUGUGCGAGGCCGGGCCCCUUGGAGUGCCCCGGGAGGUGGUGCUGGGCGUCUGAACACCACAUCCCUUCCUGCGCCCGUGUGUGGGUUGGGAAUGCCGGGUGUAGGCCCUGGAUCAGAGCUGACGGGGUUGCGAGCGGCGUGGGGUGUGCCUGGGACGGUGACCGGAUGUGUCUUCCUGAAUCGUUGUAUUCGAGCUCCAGUUCUCUCUGUUUCUACAGCUGGGCCUCAGUCCUCACAGGGCUCUAGUGGGCGUUCAGCCACACCAGGAGAAGGCGCCCAGGGGAUUAACAGGACCCUUCCCUCUCCUGCUCUUCCCUCGCCCCCCAUGGCUCCCCCUCCCUCCUAUUUAGUAGGUACUUCUCCAGCACCCCACAGCGAUGAUGGAUGCUGGCCCUAAAGCCAGGCACUGCCGCCCUGCACUGUAGCAGAUGCCUAAAUAAAGUGUGGAGCCUGAAGCAGAAGUUUUGGGAGAUGCUUGCCUUCCUUUAGACCACAUUCCUCGCCUUUCUCAAGAUUUCUCCGUGGUACCCACCCCGUUUUUGUGUUGUCUUCCUUCCUUGCCCUUGUUUCAUUCCUUUUGAAAGCGACCACUCCCCUGAAGUCCUAGGACCCCCUUCGUGGGCUCUCCCUGCCGUAGACAGUCUCUGCUUGCCCCUGGGAGACAGACCCAACAUGAGUGAAGUUUCCUGCAAGAAACGGGACGACUAUUUGGAAUGGCCAGAGUAUUUUAUGGCUGUGGCCUUCUUAUCAGCACAGAGAAGCAAAGAUCCAAAUUCCCAGGUCGGCGCCUGCAUCGUGAAUUCAGAAAACAAGAUUGUCGGGAUUGGGUACAAUGGGAUGCCAAAUGGGUGCAGUGAUGACGUGUUGCCUUGGAGAAGGACAGCAGAGAAUAAGCUGGACACCAAAUACCCGUACGUGUGCCAUGCGGAGCUGAAUGCCAUCAUGAACAAAAAUUCGACCGAUGUGAAAGGCUGUAGUAUGUAUGUUGCCUUGUUCCCUUGUAAUGAAUGCGCUAAGCUCAUCAUCCAGGCAGGUAUAAAAGAAGUGAUUUUCAUGUCUGAUAAAUACCAUGAUAGUGACGAGGCAACUGCUGCGAGGCUCCUGUUUAAUAUGGCCGGGGUGACAUUCCGGAAAUUCAUACCGAAGUGCAGCAAGAUUGUCAUUGACUUUGAUUCAAUUAACAGCAGACCGAGUCAAAAGCUUCAGUGAGUUACAUCUCAUUCAAUCUCCAGAAGAUUGGGAUUAUCGUCUUCUAAGAGGUUGCUAAUGCCUUUCAUCUUGAAGUUACACAUAACUUCUUACUAGCCAGUAUGGCAAAAGUAGGCAUCUAAAGAAUAUAAAGCCUCAAAUCUUCCUUACUGUCUCUCUUGUCACAUGGAAUCUACAUGUGUUUGAACUAUUGCUUUAGGGUUUAAAAUAGGGGAGCCUGUGGUGGCCUGGUGCACAGGGCUAGAACGAGAGUGCCUCCCCUUCUUGUGUCCUGGCUGGCUGGGAUGCUGGUGGCUCUUCAGAGGAGCAUCAGCUGUCUGUCAUCUGCUGCGAUCCGGCAGCCUCUCUUCACUGCUACAUGUGCUGGAAGGACAAAUAAAUAAUUGUGGUUGUGUUCUUAAUGGGGACGAGCAGACACACUGAUCUGAACAUCUGGCCCAAGUGAAGCAUGGCAUAUAGUGCCCUUGGAAGAAAAUUAGGCCUCAAAUGACAGUAGCAUUGAAGUGUUUGCUGCAGAGUUGAGGGAAACCCCCAGCCACCCUCCCGGAAUCCGAGAUAGGGUGGCACAUCUGUCCUGACAGACGAGGAGUGUAACUGAACCAGGAAUAUUUCCUCCAUUCCUGCUCUCCCACUGCACACAGGGUGGUGGCACAUUAUCCCUCUGGGGGGUGGGGACGCCUGUUGUUUUGGCUCAAUUUGGGUUUGUUGGUCACAUGGAGCUCUUCCAUUUCGUUUAGCUGAAUAAUGAGUUGUUCCUAGAGGAGACAGCCUGUCUCUCCUUGUUGCCCCCAAAGCCCAUGCCCUGCCGUGGUGGCAGCUGGGGCUGUGGAUGGGAGGGGUCCCCAACAUGGAUGUGUUGCCCCUCCUCCGCAUGCCAACGCAGUUCAUGUACAAGGCCCCUCUGCAACUGGAGAGAAAAUUAAUUCCUAUCCCGUGAGUGGAUUGUGAGAAAUUCCACCCACGUGGAGACAGCUUACUGCAGCACUGUUGGUGUUCGGAGCUCUUCUGUGCCCUGGCUCCAUGCUUUCACCUACACAAGCAUCACCUUCCUAAUCACCGCGGGGCGGGGAGCGUGUGGCUGUGCCCCUUCUCUUUAAUCUCAUUUAAUUUUUAUUAAACAUGCUCAGUACCUGUGUUGAGAAAAGGCUUUCUUUAUCCUAAAGAUUAUUACCUUUUUAAAGUGCUCUUAUAUUUUCAUGAGUUUUUAUUUUGUCUCUGAGAUUUUGUAUUCCACAUUCUAGGGUAUUCUGUAAUUUGGCUCCUUACCAAUAUUAUUAAAAUCUUAUUAAAAUCUACCCUACCAAAGCA
Homo sapiens (human) is the source of this 3053-nucleotide messenger RNA. RefSeq names its product dCMP deaminase (gene DCTD). Bases 1209 to 1745 code for a protein of 178 amino acids. Gene Ontology annotation, biological process: pyrimidine nucleotide metabolic process. Lineage: Eukaryota; Metazoa; Chordata; Mammalia; Primates; Hominidae. Gene Ontology annotation, molecular function: dCMP deaminase activity; hydrolase activity; zinc ion binding. The transcript has 8 exons. The record is from RefSeq and is marked reviewed.